AUGUUUCUCACUAUCUUGUACUUCGCUUUGCCCUUAGUGGAUGUACUUUUGUCCGCAGAAGUCAGCGGGCUGCCUGGAGGGGACCGCCUUGACUGUGUGAAAGCCAGCGAUCAGUGUCUCAAGGAGCAGAGCUGUAGUACUAAAUACAGGACACUGAGGCAGUGUGUAGCCGGCAAAGAGAGCAACUUCAGCCGGGCGACAGGCCUGGAGGCAAAGGAUGAAUGCAAAAGCGCCAUGGAAGCUCUCAAGCAGAAAUCUCUGUACAACUGCCGCUGUAAGAGGGGCAUGAAGAAAGAGAAAAACUGCCUGCGCAUUUACUGGAGCAUGUACCAGAGCUUACAGGGAAAUGACUUGCUUGAAGAUUCCCCUUAUGAGCCAGUUAACAGCAGACUAUCAGACAUAUUCAGGCUAGCACCGAUUGUAUCAGUGGAGCCAGUACUUUCAAAGGGGAACAAUUGCUUGGAUGCAGCAAAAGCUUGUAACCUAAAUGAUACCUGCAAGAGGUUCAGAUCUGCUUACAUAACCCCCUGCACCAGCAGCACGUCUAAUGAAAUCUGUAACAAGCGGAAAUGUCAUAAGGCCCUCCGGCUAUUUUUUGACAAAGUUCCCCCAAAGCACAGCUACGGGAUGCUCUUCUGCUCCUGUCGAGACGUAGCCUGUACAGAAAGGAGACGGCAGACUAUUGUUCCUGUGUGUUCAUAUGAGGACAGGGAGAAACCAAACUGCCUGAAUUUACAAGAAUCCUGCAAGAAGAAUUACAUCUGCAGAUCUCGCCUUGCAGAUUUCUUCACAAACUGCCAGCCUGAGUCACGGUCUGUUAGUAGCUGUCUGAAGGAGAACUACGCUGACUGCCUCCUCGCUUACUCGGGGCUUAUUGGCACAGUGAUGACACCAAACUACAUAGACUCAAAUAGUCUCAGCGUUGCCCCGUGGUGUGACUGCAGCAACAGUGGUAACGACAUAGAUGAAUGCCUGAAAUUUCUGAAUUUCUUCCAGGACAAUACAUGCCUUAAAAAUGCAAUUCAGGCCUUCGGCAAUGGUACUGACGUGAAUGUGUGGCAGCCAAUCUUACCAGUACAGACCACUACAGCCACAACUACAACAGCUUCCAGACUUAAAAACACAGGUUCAGAGACCACCAACAAUGAAAUACCCACCCACAACGAUUCACCAGCAUGUGCAAACCUGCAGGCACAGAAGAAGCGGAAAUCCAAUGAAUCUGUAGAUACAGAGCUCUGUCUUAAUGAGAAUGCUAUUGGGAAAGACAACACAGCAGGAGUCUCCACCAGCCACAUAUCUUCAGAGAAUUCGCUCGCUCUUCCUAGAAGCUUCUAUCUAAGCACACCGCUCACUCUGAUGACACUUGCACUCUCGCUCUGUUUGUUCCUAAGCUCAUCAGUCGUUUUGUAGCUGCAUUACAAAAGGACAUGUUAAAAAAAAAAAAAAAAAAAUCAGUUUCCUGUCCUCUAUUGUUUAUCUGGAGUUCCAGGUCUGGGAGCUAAGCUGAGGCACUCCUGCUAGAACAGUUUCAGUCAGCUGGAAUUUUUUUUUUCUCUCUAAAAAAGCUUCUUGUGAUACUUAGAGGCUUUGUGAAAUACUUGGUGCAGUGCUACAUUCCAAACCCAAAAAGCUUUUGGGCAUGCAGUGUUUUAAGAGACAGAGUGUAAAUUUGUCUGUAAAGCGACCUGGUUGGAUUCUUUUCAUAAUUAUUAUUUUGAUUCUGGCUUUUACCUGAGAAGGAGGAUGGCAGUUUUCUUAAGAUCCUAUUUAUCUCAUUGAAUGGUUUUGGUUUUCAAAUUGAUUGAAUUUCAGCCUAUCAAGGAUGCCAGGCUUUUGUCUAAAGGUGAAUGUUCUCCCAGAGAGCAGACUUUAUGAAACUUCUUCAUUUGAGAAAUUGCUACUGCGCUACUGAUGUUAAACUCUUUCAGUGUGUUAGCAUUUUCCUCUUUAAACGUUUACGUACUGUAAGUGAUUCUGGGUUCCCUGCUGAGAAGCCAUUAUAAUUCGCAUACAGGUGUAAUGUACAUCUUUCAGUUAAAUUCUCAUAAGAAUAGAAUGUGGCAUAGAACUUUCUAACAGUACAUUUACCUUUUAAUUGUAAUCAUCUAGCCUUAACAAGGGUGAAGAUUCUUUAAAUUAACAAGAAGCAGCCAUUGUGAAAGCUUGAUAAAGAUACAUUUCUUUAAAUUUGAGGAAAAGCAGUAGAAACAAAUUUUGCUACAGGGUUUCAGCUGUAUGGUCUAUGGUCUUCUGUGCUUCCAUUGUGAUAAUAUAGUCCAGCUAUUCUACUGUUUGUUUAAUAAAAAUUACAUACAAUCUAUUUGCUCUACU
Pygoscelis adeliae (Adelie penguin) is the source of this 2331-nucleotide messenger RNA. RefSeq names its product GDNF family receptor alpha 1 (gene GFRA1). Lineage: Eukaryota; Metazoa; Chordata; Aves; Sphenisciformes; Spheniscidae. Gene Ontology annotation, molecular function: signaling receptor activity. The transcript has 9 exons. The record is from RefSeq and is a predicted model, not a curated record. Bases 1 to 1410 code for a protein of 469 amino acids. Gene Ontology annotation, cellular component: external side of plasma membrane; signaling receptor complex. Gene Ontology annotation, biological process: nervous system development.